Cooperia oncophora is the source of this 1113-nucleotide messenger RNA. Lineage: Eukaryota; Metazoa; Nematoda; Chromadorea; Rhabditida; Trichostrongylidae. The record is from the annotation of a GenBank genome assembly.
AUGACUCACAGAGUUUAUAACCAGCUGAGCAUCAUUGCUGACCUGAGACAACAGGGGAAAUCUAUUGCAACUGUUACCAAAGAAGUUGAUCCAUCUCUGGAUUACAAGGUCAUUUGGAGAUUUCUUAAGAAGUUUGAGAGCAAUAGUGUCUCCUCGAAAUCUUGUAUAUCUCGCUCUCUACGCGUUCAUUACGACGAAAUAGUCGCGGAAAUUGAGCGGUGCUACAGGAGCAAUAGUUCCACAACAGCCAUAGAAAUAGUCAACCGCCUUAAAACGAGGGGUCUCUCGAUCAGCGUGACUCAUGUUAAGAGGCUAAGGAGCCGCCUCGGUUUCAGAAAGGCCACUACCAAGUAUUGCCAUACGAUCAGAGAUGUGAACAAGGAAGCUCGCCUCGAAUUCUGCACAGAUAUGCUCAACAGAGGGACUACAUUUUCAGCAUGUGUGUUCACUGACGAUAGACUGCUCGACGAAAUUCUGUUACGUGAGACCUGGAGAUCACUUCUCCAGGUUGCGUCACCGAGCAAAGCACCCAGCGAAGGUGCACAUCUGGGGAGGCAUUUCGGCCAGAGGAACCACCCAGCUCGCUUGCCGGGAGAGUGCACAAUAGAUAGUGAACUUUACUGUAGGAUUUUGGAAAAAUGCUAUCUGCCAUUCAACCAGAAUGUCCACAAUGGGUUUUGUAAACUCGUACAAGACAAUGCGCCUCCUCAUAAGAGCCGCUAUACGGCGGCUAAAUUGAAAGAAUGGGGCAUUGAAACCCUGUCUUGGCCGGCAGAGUCCCCAGAUCUCAACCCUAUUGAGCUUGUAUGGGGCAAUAUGAAGAUCUAUAUCAGGAAACAAGGUAUACGAAGGCUGGACGAUUUGAAGGUAGCGAUACUUCAGUACUGGAAAACUCUCACUCCUGAUGUAUGUGCUAACUAUGUAAGCGGAAUACGGAGCAGAAAUGAAGCAGGUUAUCGAACAACAGGGGAGAAACAUUAUAGAAACAAAGUAGUUUUGGGUUAUUAUUUAAUGAAAAUUUUUUUACACACUAAAAAUAAAGCCGUUGCUUUCGUAAUAUUCCUAAUAAAACGUUUUUUGCGAUGUGAAUGUGUGACACAAAUGCUUUUCUAG